Messenger RNA from Cuscuta campestris, 2154 nucleotides. The record is from the annotation of a GenBank genome assembly. NCBI's taxonomy places the organism in Eukaryota, Viridiplantae, Streptophyta, Magnoliopsida, Solanales, Convolvulaceae.
GCCCUUUUUCUGUGACAACCUGUCCCCGUCUCUAUUUUUCGGCUUUCUUAUUUCUCCUCCAAACCUUUUCUCUUCAUCUCUCUCUCUCAGAUAUGCCGAUGAAGCUUCUGUAAUCUCAAUUUCAGCUUCACCGAGAAUUUCAGACAUUCUCUACUGCGACAAAAAGCUCUAUCUAUCUGCUGGAACGGUGAUAGUUUUAAUCAUUGAAGAUCUUGCUUUGCUUGGGCAAUGCAUCGUUUGAUCUCUGAAUUUGGACUGAGGCUCUGCAGUGAGUAAAGUGUUGCUUUUACUGCUUAAUUUUGGAAUUGGAGUGAAGCCAUGGCUCAGAGUAAUUGGGAAGCAGAUAAGAUGCUUGAUGUUUACAUUCAUGAUUACUUGUUGAAAAGAAAACUUCAUAAUUCUGCAAAAGCUUUCAUGACGGAGGGGAAGGUAGCAACUGACCCUGUAGCUAUUGAUGCACCUGGUGGCUUUCUUUUUGAGUGGUGGUCUGUGUUUUGGGAUAUCUUUAUAGCAAGGACAAAUGAGAAACAUUCAGAGGCAGCUGCUGCUUAUAUAGAGACACAGCAAAUGAAAGCAAGGGAACACCAACAACACCUCCAAAUGCAGCAAUUGCAAUUAAUGCAGCAGCGCAAUGUCCAGUUACGAAGGGAUACUAAUCAUCCGCAUAUGGGUAGUCCUAUAAAUGCCAUCAAUUCUGAAGGUAUGGUGGGCCAGCCAUCUGCCAGUGUAGUAGCUAUGAAAAUAUUUGAAGAAAGAUCGAAGAACCCCCAUUCCAUGGACUCAGAGUCAUCAUCAGCUCUAAUGGAUCCUAGUAGGAUUGCCCUUUUGAAGUCAGCUACCAAUCAAGGCCAGUUGGUUCAAGGUAAUUCUGCAGCUUUGCAGCAGAUGCAAGGACGACCUCAACUAGGAACGGACAUAAAAGGAGAAGUGAACUUGGGUGCAAAUCAAAAAUCUUUACCAAUGGAUCCCACCUCCAUAUAUGGGCAAGCAAUUCUUCAGUCUAAGUCUGGGCUUGGUGGUGCAGGGUUAAAUCAAGGUGUGACUAGCCUUCCAUUAAAGGGCUGGCCCCUAACUGGAAUUGACCAGUUAAGACAGGGUAUGGGGGGGAUACAGGUGCAAAAGCCUAAUUUACCUACCCAAAAUCAGUUUCUUAUGACAUCCCAACAACAUCCGGGACUUGCACAAGCCCAAACGCAAAACAACCUUGGGAACUCUAGUUAUGGGUUUGGUGGGUUACCAAGAGGUAACUUCAACCCAAAAGAUGGUCAACCAACAAGAAAUGAUGGAUCUAUAUGCUCUCCUGUGCGAUCAAAUUCUCCAAAGGGACAUUCUGGAGUAGUGAACUACUUAUGUUGGGAUCUAAACGGCGAACUGUUGGCGACAGUGAGUGAGGAGAGUGUCAAAGUUUGGUCAUUGGGCACCGGUGACGCUAUUCACGAAUUCACUGCGAAUGGAAACCAAUUCCAUUCUUGUGUUUUUCAUCCAAGUUAUUCUGCUCUCUUGGUCAUUGGAGGAAAGGGGUCCCUGGAGUUGUGGAACAUGGUCGAGAACAAGAGCAUGACGGUCCCAGCCCAUGAGAACAUAAUUGCAGCGCUGGCCCAAUCUCCUCUCACCGGAAUGGUUGCUUCGGCUAGCCAUGACAGCUCCGUCAAGUUAUGGAAAUAAGAACCCACACAUUUUCAACAUAUAUACCCAGUUGUUGAUGAUGUGAUGAUCUUUAGGUUUCUUGGAGUAUUUACAUUAGCUGCUUAUAGUUACAUAGGCCUGAAGUUUUUUAUUAAAAAAAAAAAAAGAUUAACUGAGAGCUGAGUGAGAUAUUUCCUGGGUGGGGGAAGGGGUAGAGGGAUAUGGCCUCUAAUUUAUGAAGUUGUAAUAGUAUCAUUGAAACAAAAACUACAUUAACACCAAGGUUGACACUAUCAGGCUAUUUACCUUAGUGUCAUUCUUGGUGUUAUUGUAGCAUGGUCCUUGUUGAAAACCGCUGAACCAGACGAUGUCCUUUGGUGUAAGACUUUGUGUGUAGCUCCGAUUCAUACAUUGUGUACUUGGGGUAAUUCAUACAAUUUAUUGUGGCAUGUUGUAUUUAGCUGAGUGGUUUGUGCAUUUGGGGUGAUUCAUACUCCACACAACUCAUUGUGGCAUUUGGUAUUUGGU